AUGAACAUUACGCUUACAGUUCCAGAAGCAGCCGCUACACCAGAUACAAUACAGUUCAAGCUGGCUCUGGAAGGAGACUUCCAGGGCGAAUUUGAAAAGGUGCUGCCUACAUCGUUCCGUACUUUUCAACAAAUAAGCUGGAUCUACCACAAACUAAAGAAAAGCUACCCGAAAAUCGUAUUACCUCCACUGCCCGACCCACCUAUUUCUUCGCUCAUUGACGACCAAGAUUAUGUGGAGAGAAAAAGACUUCAAGUGGAACGUUUUUUCGACAAGAUAAUGAGUCGCUCUGAAUUAACAAGCAACGAUGAUUUCAUUCAUUUUCUGUCUACUGACAUGUCUCCUACUGAAGUUGGACCCUCCAACACUGGCGUACUGUCGUUUUUAAAAUUCAAUAGGGUGAUCAAGCCAAGCACAGAUCGAGGCUUCAAGUCAUUUAAACCAUCCGAGGUUAUUGAUGGAAAUGAUCAAGACAUCUUUCACAAACAUCAAAUCUACAUCCUUUUGCAAGAGUCGUACUAUGGUUUCAUUGCAGAGUCGCUGAAUCAGCUUAUCCAGACGAGAGAAGGAUUAGGAGAUGUGAUGAUACACAUGGGCGAUUUGAUUAUCGAAACAACCCAAAGCAAAUACAGACUGGGAACAGGACUCAAGCUGGACUCGAGGGAGACGCAGAGAAACUUGGAUAGGAAAAUGCAAAUGUUGGGAUUGUUGAUGGAUGAAUUGGGCUUUGUGUUCACAAGGCAGGGAAAGGAGGAAUCCAUGAAAUUCGGUGAUGUGAUGAUUGAAUACAAAAACUCGCUCGACCCGUUAAAGGUCAUCUUCAACGCAAGAACAGUGAAACUAAUGGAUUAUGUGGAUCAGCUGAAAUUUCGAAACAAAAAGCGUGAUAGAUCCGAUAAAUUGAAAUUGAGGUUAGGUAUCAACCACCCGGAGGUGCGAGAAGUGAUUGCAGAGGAGAUAGAGGCUUCUGAGGAAUUGGAAAAGAAUAAGAAAGAUUUCGACGAAUAUCAAGAACAGAUCAAGAAGGAAAUCAAGCUGUUUGAGAGGCAGAAGAGCAAAGAUCUGAAAAAGUCAAUCAAGGACUAUGUGGAUCUCAGUAUUCGAUACGAGAAACUCAAGCUCAGCAAUUUGGAGAAAACGCUGCAGGAUAUGCAACAGCCUGUAGUCAAAGUACCAUUCAAUUACUCAGUAUCGCCCUCACAGUCUGUAUUUGAUUCAUCGUCGUCCUCUGUAGCAUCGUCGUCGAAAAAUGCAAGACAGCAAAAAAAGAAGCGACAACAGCAACAGCAAACACACCAAUGCAAGCACCAUAAGGAUUUGAAGAAACCCCUCAAGUCUUCUGCUUCAUUACCUACUACCCGAAAUGCAGCGACAGACACAAAUCCAGAGAAUAGCAGCAGCAAUAUGGAGGCAGUGGCCGUAGUAGGUAGUCAUGCUGCCGCAAGAGACGAUUCGGCCAAGAUAUCCUUGUCCGCCUCGUAUGAUGAUCGUCUUUCUGCCAAAAAUUGGAUGGCAGAAUAG
Messenger RNA from Mucor velutinosus, 1521 nucleotides. RefSeq lists its product as uncharacterized. NCBI's taxonomy places the organism in Eukaryota, Fungi, Mucoromycota, Mucoromycetes, Mucorales, Mucoraceae. The transcript has 4 exons. Gene Ontology annotation, cellular component: endosome. Gene Ontology annotation, molecular function: phosphatidylinositol binding. The coding region runs from base 1 to 1521 and encodes 506 amino acids. The record is from RefSeq and is a predicted model, not a curated record.